AUGUGUUAUGUUAAUGGGUGUAUUGGCGGUGUAAGGUGGUGCUUCAUUUUUCCUUUUUUGUUAUGGAAUAUUUGGCUUGCAAGAAACAGGUUUGUUUUUGAAAGAAAGGAAUUCCAUGCUUACAGAACUCUAGCUAGAGAAUACUACUUUGGUUUGCAGGAUGACAAGAAGGCUAGUAAAGUCUAUCAAGAGAGACAGGUACCUUGGAGUUUUCUCAGUACAGGUUACUGCAAACUUAACACUGAUGGGGCUUCGGCUGGUGGUGUUUCUACAGGUAUUGGGAAAGUUAUUGAUGAUGAGAAGUUUUUAACAUGCUUCAGCAAGUACAUCUACAUUAUUGGAAAUAAUAAAAUUGAGAUUUGGGUUGUUCGAGAUGGUCUCAAGGUUGUUGUGGACUUAAGAAUUCAGAAGUUGGAAGUCGAAAGUGACCCGACUUUCACGAUCCAGUUUUGUGGAGGUAACGUCAGACCCCCAUGGGGAAUGCCACUUCUUGUUGAAUAUAUUAUCAGUUUCAAGGACAAGUUUUCAGUCGUAGUGUUUAAGCACGAAUAUAAAGAAUCAAACGGCGCUACUGGCUGUCUCACUAAGUUGUCUAGUAAAAAAGAACUUGAAGGAUAA
Molecule: messenger RNA, 618 nt
Organism: Papaver somniferum (opium poppy)
Lineage: Eukaryota; Viridiplantae; Streptophyta; Magnoliopsida; Ranunculales; Papaveraceae
Exons: 1
Coding region: 1-618 (205 amino acids)
Molecular function (GO): RNA-DNA hybrid ribonuclease activity; nucleic acid binding
Source: RefSeq, a predicted model, not a curated record